AGACUUGAGACUUGUUUGUCAGCUCAGCUGUUUAAUUUCCUUUACAAUCUAUCUAAUACUAUAAAGACAUCCAAUUGGCUGCCAGUUUAGAAAGAGAAAGCUAAAUGCUGCUUCAAUGACAAGGGAAGGAGGCGGGCAACCCAAUCCAAACGCGCGCACACACUCUGUCUGUCUGUCUAUCUGAUUAAAGAAAGAAAGAAAGAAAGAAAGAAUAGAACAAGUGAAGCUUGUUCCUUCCUUUAUCUCUCCAAUCCAAUCCAGUCCAUGAGUCCAGUCCAGUGAAAGCACAAAGCGCGCGCACACAAGCUCAAGCUGAGGCAGUCUCACAGCUCGCUGCAUGCAACACUCCUCUCCGUCGCCUACCUUGCUUGCUUGCUGCUACUCAGGUAGCUGGAGGUGGUGGAUUGGAUCAUAUAUAUCGGAGUAACAACAAUUAGCAUACGAUUGAGGAGAGCCAUGAACAAGGCGUACGGCCAGGGCGACAGCCCCUACUGCUGCUUCCACCCAAGGGAGCUCGUCGUCGGCGUCUGCGCCCACUGCCUCAAGGACCGCCUCCUCCUCCUCCUCGCCACCGCCACUCACGCCGACGCCUCCUCGCGCUCCUACAUCUACACGCCCGCCCUCCGCCGCAAGACCAGCAGCCUCACCCUCCCCAAGGUCUUCGCGCUCGGCUCCUCCUUCCUCCAACGCCUCGACUCCCGCCAUCACCGCCCCGAUCACGCCAACUACUCCGACGACACCUCCGUCGCAAGCCUCGAUGAUUCCUUCAUCUCGAUCAAGUUCGAGGACAACGGCAAGGCGACAUGGGACAACCACAAGACCAGCGUCGCCACGAAGCCGGUGGAGUCUGCGGUGAGAUCGUCGUCGUCCUCGACGGUGGUGGUGGCGGAGCACGUGAAGCGGGGCAGCGUGACGCGGUGGCGCAAGCAGGUGGUGGGGCGACUGCUACAGCUGGCGCGCUGGAAGAGGUCCGCGGCCAAGGCGGGCGGCGGCGCCGCGUGCCACGUCGGGCUGGACGGAAAGAAGGCGGCAGCGGAGCGGUCCAAAGCGAGGGGGAGAGGCUGGAUCCGGAGCCUCACCCGGCGACGCGCCGCCGCGGCGCACGGUGAGCGGGCAUGGUCGUGAGCUCAGCUCUAUCCAUCGAUGAAUCCAUCUGCAGAAAGCUGUUUGGACUUGGAGCAACUAUUAACGUGUGUGAGUGAGUGCUUCCGAUCUGUUCUUUCUGUUUUGUUUGUGCGUAGCGAUCACAUAUAUAUACCAACCAUAUACAUAUAUCGAUAUAUAUAUAGUAGCAAAGAGCUGAGAGUAUAAUAAUGGCAGCAUUCUGCAUGAUGCUGAUCAGAGAUCAUGAUUCUUGAGAUCUUAGCUUGUUUCAUGUGUGCUGAAAAAGAGAGAAGAAGACGAGGGGAGGGACUACUUCUGCUUGUACUCAUCCAUAUGUGCUGCUUGUUCAUGAACUGUUUUCUUACUCUGAAUUGCCUGUAAAAAUUGAAUGAACAAGCUGAAGGUGCUUUUCUU
Molecule: messenger RNA, 1518 nt
Organism: Phragmites australis (common reed)
Lineage: Eukaryota; Viridiplantae; Streptophyta; Magnoliopsida; Poales; Poaceae
Exons: 2
Coding region: 457-1125 (222 amino acids)
Source: RefSeq, a predicted model, not a curated record